AUGUCUGUAAAGCCAAUUGAUACAUUUAUUACCAGCAGUGUGAAGCUGUUCGAAGUGAAUCCAUCUCAGACGGUUAUAUCACUUACAUAUAAGACACCAACGGAGAAGAAAAGACAAAGCGAUGUUAUCUUCAAGACACACAACCCACAUUUGGGUACUAGCUAUAAGUUCUCCACAAAUAAGAGUAAAGAUGUUUCGAGAUUACUGAAUGCUGUGGGCCCUAGAGGUGUUUCUGUCAUUCCAGGAAGAAUCGAAAGAUUAAACCAGACGGCAGCCAAGGUUUCGAAAAAAAAGACUUCAAUCAAGAAAAAAACGAUUAAAGAUGUUGUAGGUCUUGGUUCUUUGAUUGUGAACACAGACGUAAAGGAGUAUGUACCAAUACAACCAGGAAGCGCUGGCAGUAACAUUAGUCAAGUGUCUGUAGAAGGUUCCAAGAAAAGGAAGAAUAAGAAUAAGAACAAGAAAAAGCGUUGA
Molecule: messenger RNA, 474 nt
Organism: Naumovozyma castellii
Lineage: Eukaryota; Fungi; Ascomycota; Saccharomycetes; Saccharomycetales; Saccharomycetaceae
Gene: SRP21
Product: signal recognition particle subunit SRP21
Exons: 1
Coding region: 1-474 (157 amino acids)
Source: RefSeq, a predicted model, not a curated record